Alternaria ventricosa is the source of this 1602-nucleotide messenger RNA. RefSeq lists its product as uncharacterized. Gene Ontology annotation, molecular function: oxidoreductase activity, acting on paired donors, with incorporation or reduction of molecular oxygen; heme binding; iron ion binding. NCBI's taxonomy places the organism in Eukaryota, Fungi, Ascomycota, Dothideomycetes, Pleosporales, Pleosporaceae. The record is from RefSeq and is a predicted model, not a curated record. The transcript has 4 exons. Bases 1 to 1602 code for a protein of 533 amino acids.
AUGGCUCUACGUGACCUACCAUGGGCGACGAUACUCUUCUCUGGCGUCAUUGCGGCGGUCGCAUAUGGCGUAAUGAGGUUGAUCCAAGUGCGGCGCUUCUACAAGGACCUUCCCAAACCGCCUCACAGCUUCCUGUUCGGGCACCUCAAAUUGCUAGGCGAGGCUUUCCAGAUGCUACCCAAUGGUGGGCAUUAUCAGGCAGCGAUAGUUACGAUUGCCAGGAAGUACGACAUGCCAGGUCUCUUUUACAUCGAUUUGUGGCCGAUCUCAUGGGCGCAAAUCGUGAUUACGGAUCCGGAUGUCGCACUCAACAUGACAGCCGUUCGGAACCACCCCAAGCAUGAAGGCGAGGGACUGAUGAUCGACCCCUUGGUUGGAGACGGCAAUAUCGUUACAACGAAUGGCGCGCAAUGGAAGUAUCUCCAUAGGAUGUUGAGUCCUGCUUUCGCCAUCUCGCAUGUCACCAACAUGAGGCCGAUGGUUGCCGAUGAGGUUAUGAAGUUUCGGUCGUGUCUUUCUGAGAAAGCUAAAUCGGGAGAGGUAUUCAAGUUCGAGGAUCUCACCCAGCACUUGACGUUCGAUGUCAUCGCGACUACGACCUUUGGGCGAUCUCUCGACGCGCAGACCAAAGGCAGCCCUGCUCUGCAGCACUUUGAGAACAUGUGUCGUGCUCAUAUGACAACGCGAGAGUCUUUCAACUACGUCCGCAAUUUCUUCGUCAAUAGGAAGGUUUACGCCGAACGCGCAAAGUUUGAUGCCAUUGUGGAAGGACUCAUCAAAGAGAGAUUCGAGAUCGUAAAACGCGACAAGCUCGAUCUGUCGGUAAAGCGAGGUCUAGGCAUCAUGGAUCUCAUCUUGCGAGACUAUGUUGCAGAGCGACAGGACGAAGUAGAGGUGCUCGACCCCCAAUUCAUCCAAGAUGCUCUUACUCAGGUAAAGACUCUUCUGAUCGCUGGAUUUGGAACCACGUCGGAUACCAUCUGCUUUGGAGCAAUGCUGCUCAGCGCUCACCCUGAAGUGGUACGAAAGAUGCGAGAAGAACACGACCGAGUAUUCACUCCCGGUAUCGAGGCAACGUACGAAAUGCUAAAGAGGGAGCCGAAUAAACUGAACGAGCUCACUUACACAAACAACGUUGUCAAGGAAGUCCUGAGGUUCUACCCGAUAGGCAAUACCGCGCGCAAGGGCAUCGAUACUCUUACGUAUCAAGGUCGAGAAUGGCCGGCCAAAGAUCUUAUGAUCUGCCCCGUCCAACUGGCUAUGCAUAUGGAUCCAGCGAUAUUUCCAGAUCCGCUCUCGUUCGACCCCGAUCGGUUUACACGAGAAGAUUUCCCGCGCCACGCCUGGCGUCCGUUCGAGAGGGGUCCACGGGCGUGCCUGGGUCAACCGCUGGCGAUGGACGAGUUCGUGAUCACAUUCCUUCUGACAAUACGCGACUUCGACUUUACUUGCGCGGAUCUAAAACCCAACAAGACGCCUAGAACAGAGUGGUUUGAUCUGGACUUGACGUUCGGUGACCGCGCCUACCAGGAAUUUGUUUUCGAGGCCAAACCACGCGAUGGCAUGCCGAUGACCGUUAAGAGAUCCAACUGGCCCUCGUAA